GAGGCGCUGUCGGUGGUGAGUGAGGAUCCGUGUGUAUCAGAGUGUGUGUACACAGCGGCGUCUCCUCUGAGCGUGCAGAUGACGGCGUCUGCAGCCGCUGAGCUCCCUCACAGUAAACUCCUGCUGUCUGCUGUCUCUGUCAAGCUGGAGGCCAGCGCUGGAGCACACCGGAGCCACUGCAGGGCAGACCCGGGGCAGUGGUCGGCGGGUCACGUGCGGCAGUGGCUGGACUGGGCGGUGCAGGAGUACGGGCUGCCGCCGCUGGACGUGUCUCUGUUUCAGGGUGUGGAUGGGAAGCAGCUCUGCAGGAUGAGCAGAGAGGAGCUCCAGCGUCUGACCAGCAGCUACUCUGCAGACGUGCUGCUCUCUCACCUGCACUACCUCAGAGAGACUCCACUUCCUCACUUGACUUCAGAUGAUGUUGACAAAGCCUUGCAAAACUCCCCGCGGUUAAUGCAUGCUCGCAACACAGGAGGAGCCAACUUCAUCUUUCCCAACACACCAGUCUACCCUCCAGACGCCAGCAGAGGAGCCAGCAGAGCAGAUGUGGGUUAUGACGCUGUCAGGCGCUCUGGAUGGACUCCUGCUCUUCCUGCAGCUAAAGUUUCUCAGAGCUCUGCCGCCAUCAUGAGCAAAACUGAAGAGCAGAGAGCGCAGUUAGAUCCGUAUCAGAUUUUAGGGCCGACCAGCAGCAGACUGGCCAACCCAGGCUCUGGUCAGAUCCAGCUGUGGCAGUUCCUGCUGGAGCUCCUGUCCGACAGCUGCAACUCGUCCUGCAUCACUUGGGAGGGAACCAACGGCGAGUUCAAGAUGACGGACCCGGACGAGGUGGCGCGACGCUGGGGCGAGCGGAAGAGCAAGCCCAACAUGAACUACGACAAGCUGAGUCGAGCCCUGCGCUACUACUAUGACAAGAACAUCAUGACCAAAGUGCACGGCAAGCGCUACGCCUACAAGUUCGACUUCCAUGGCAUUGCGCAAGCCUUGCAGCCGCACCCGCCCGACUCCUCCAUCUACAAGUACCCUGCGGUGGCGGCGGAUCUGCCCUACGUCAGCUCCUACCACCCGCAGAAGAUGAGCUUCAUGGCUCCUCAUCCUCAGGCCAUGAGCGUCUCCUCCUCCGGCUUCUUCAGCGGGCCGGCUCCGUACUGGAACACACCAGCGGCAGGGAUCUACGGCGGGCCACGGCACCCCCCUGCUCACAUGCCCUCACAUCUGGGCUCAUACUACUAGAAGAACAGCAGGAACAUCUCAAGACCAGCAGAGACACUCACAUAAUAGUUGGAGAACAGCAGGAACAUCUCAAGACCAGCGGAGAUGCCCAGCAGAGGCAGGACAGGGGAUGUAAAGGGCAGAUAUCAGGCCGCUGUUAGAGACCUGCUGCAUGAUCAAUACUUAUUCAUCUAUAAUGUUAUCUGUACCUUAUUGUACAAACAUGCAUAUCAGAGAGAGGCGGAGCGUAGGUGAGACGGGUCAGAGGACAGACAGACAGGCAGAGGGAGACGGAUGGUCAGAGGAGGGCAGACAGACAGACAAUGGAGGUCAAAGAAGAUCAGAAGAUCACAGACAGAUGGACGGACAGACAAUGAAAUAGACAGAAGAGGCAAGAGACAGACGGUCAGACAGAAAUACAGUCAGAUGGACAGACAGUCAAACAGGCAAUCACAUAGAGGAGGACAGACGGUCAGAUGGUCAGACAGACCAAGGACAGAGAGAUAGAUGGACAAUCAGACCAAAACACAGUCACACCGAUAAACAGGAGGACAGAUAGAUGGACAGAUCAUACAGACAGAUAAAGGAUGACAGACAAUCAGAGGGACAAUCAGAAGAGGAAAGAUAGUCAAACGGGCAAACAGACAGAGCAGGGAAGACCAAUGGACAAGCAGACACACAGACAAUCAGACAGAGGACAGACGGUAAAGCAGACAGUCACAGUCAGACAGGCAGACUGCAGGUUGGUGAUGUGGGUCUGCAGUGUGUGUUAAAGCAUGAAGAAUGAAGCUCCUGCCGUGUUUCUCAGUAUUACUCCGUCCUCGGGGCAUCAGAGAGUGUUCUGUGCCUCUAAACUAUGCAAUCAUGUAGAAAACUGGAAGCUUUCAGAUGUUUUUCUUGACCUCAGAUCUUUCCAGACUUAAGGUGCGUUUAUAUGAAGCCGUGCCUUACAGACAGACUCAGCGGAAGACAUUUACCAAAGACAGCAGUAUUUCUAUUAUUAUUAUUAUAAUGACAAUGUUCCGAGUCGCGAACGCUGUGCGUUUGUUAGAUUGAAGUAUACUAUUCAGUGUUAUAAUUCUUUUUCUAUCAUAGGUAUAUAACUUAUGCAUUUAAACACUAUGAGUUGAUCUCAGCCAGCCAAUCAGGCGUUAGUCCUAGACUCUGUCUGACGGCGGCUUUACAGUGAUGCUGGACUGCAGAAGCUCACGGCCUCAGCCCGACUGACCCACAGCACGGCACACACACGGCCUGAGACUGCUGACAAAGGGAAAACACAUAUAAAUUAUAUGAUUUUCUACUGAAUCAAUUUAAUAAAGUAUUUUCUCCUGGAUAAAGAAA
Danio rerio (zebrafish) is the source of this 2553-nucleotide messenger RNA. It is a transcript of the gene erg, whose product is annotated as ETS transcription factor ERG. The record is from RefSeq and is marked provisional. Gene Ontology annotation, cellular component: nucleus. NCBI's taxonomy places the organism in Eukaryota, Metazoa, Chordata, Actinopteri, Cypriniformes, Danionidae. Gene Ontology annotation, biological process: regulation of transcription by RNA polymerase II; regulation of DNA-templated transcription; DNA-templated transcription. Gene Ontology annotation, molecular function: DNA-binding transcription factor activity; DNA binding; sequence-specific DNA binding.